Condylura cristata (star-nosed mole) is the source of this 1637-nucleotide messenger RNA. RefSeq names its product target of myb1 (chicken) (gene TOM1). Gene Ontology annotation, biological process: signal transduction. Gene Ontology annotation, molecular function: ubiquitin binding; clathrin binding; phosphatidylinositol binding. The record is from RefSeq and is a predicted model, not a curated record. The transcript has 15 exons. Gene Ontology annotation, cellular component: membrane; endosome. The coding region runs from base 75 to 1553 and encodes 492 amino acids. NCBI's taxonomy places the organism in Eukaryota, Metazoa, Chordata, Mammalia, Eulipotyphla, Talpidae.
CACGUGACGGUUCGGCGGCGCUGGCGGUUGCUGUCAGCUGAUUCCCCGGCUCGGUGGCGGCAGCAGCCGUGGCGAUGGACUUUCUCCUGGGGAACCCGUUCAGCUCUCCGGUGGGACAACGCAUCGAGAAAGCUACCGAUGGCUCCCUGCAGAGCGAGGACUGGGCCCUCAACAUGGAGAUCUGUGACAUCAUCAACGAGACUGAGGAAGGUCCCAAAGAUGCCUUCCGAGCAGUGAAGAAGAGAAUCGCAGGGAAUAAGAACUUCCACGAGGUGAUGCUGGCUCUCACGGUCUUGGAAACCUGUGUCAAGAAUUGUGGGCACCGCUUCCACGUGCUGGUGGCCAGCCAGGACUUCGUGGAGGGCGUGCUGGUGAGGACCAUCCUGCCCAAGAACAACCCCCCCACCAUCGUGCACGACAAAGUGCUCAACCUCAUCCAGUCCUGGGCUGACGCGUUCCGCAGCUCGCCCGAUCUGACAGGCGUGGUCACUGUCUACGAGGACCUGCGGAGGAAGGGCCUGGAGUUCCCGAUGACCGACCUGGACAUGCUGUCACCCAUCCACACGCCCCAGAGGACUGUGUUCAGCUCAGAGACAACAUCGGCACAGAAUUCAGUGGGCACCGAUGCCAGUCAUCAAGGAGACUCCAGUCAGCACGCCGUCCCUCCGCCUGCCCCUGCCGUUCUCCCCAGCGACAUAUCCAUCAUGCCGACCCCCGAGCAGAUCGGGAAGCUGCGCAGCGAGCUGGAGAUGGUGAGUGGGAACGUGCGGGUGAUGUCUGAGAUGCUGACAGAGCUGGUGCCCACCCAGGCGGAGCCUGCAGACCUCGAGCUGCUACAGGAGCUCCACCGGACGUGCCGCGCCAUGCAGCAGCGAGUCCUGGAGCUCAUCCCCCGGAUCGCCAACGAGCAGCUAACAGAGGAGUUGCUCAUCGUCAACGACAAUCUCAACAACGUGUUCCUGCGCCACGAACGGUUUGAACGCUUCCGGACAGGCCAGAGUGCCAAGGUUCCCGGUGAGGCCGAGGGCGCAGCUGACCUGAUCGACAUGGGCCCUGACCCCAAGGCCACGGGCAGCCUCUCCUCCCAGCUGGCGGGAAUGGACCUGGGCUCCAGCAGUGUGAGGGCUGGCCUGCAGUCCCUGGAGGCUUCUGGCCGACUGGAAGACGAAUUUGACAUGUUUGCGCUGACCCGGGGCAGCUCGCUGGCUGACCAACGCAAAGAGGUAAAGUACGAAGCGCCCCAAGCCGCGGACGGCCUGGCUGGUGCCUUGGACGCCCGGCAGCAGAGCACCGGAGCGAUCCCCGUCACCCAGGCCAGCCUCAUGGCGGACAUCGAGCAGUGGCUGUCCACUGAUGUGGGGAACGACUCUGAGGAGAACAAGGGCGUGACCAGUGAAGAAUUUGACAAGUUCCUGGAAGAACGGGCCAAAGCCGCAGAUCGGUUGCCCAACCUCUCCAGCCCCGCAGCUGAGCGCCCCCCAGCGCCCCCUUCUGGUGCUGCCCCUCGAAAGAAGACCCAGAAAAAAGAUGACGACAUGCUGUUCGCCUUAUGAGUGUGGGGUCUGGCACCCUGCAGCCCCGCCCCCCUUCUCCGCUGGGGCCUCUCUCCUUCCUUCGGUGUUCAGGCUGCUUUGGGG